UUGUGGAGAUGUACUGGUAUCACACUGAGCCCAUUGGAAAAGGUGUAUUUGGUCACAUCUUUGCUGGCAUUAAUUCAAAAGAUGGCAUGGAAGUUGCAGUCAAGAGAAUCGAGAAUUUGCGUCUAGAGAGGCGACAAGAUGAAAGAGAAGCUUACACCUUUGCUUCGCUUACUGGAUGCAGAAAUGUUGUUCAUUACCUUGCCUUUUGCACAGAUGUGCACUUCUCUUUCAUCAUAUUGGAACUCAUGGAAGGAAAUCUCAACAAGUACUUUGAAAGUCCUCAUUUCAACAGCAGCAACAACAUCACUCUCUGCAGAGAUGUUUUCUGUGGAAUAAAUUACUUGCAUGGGGAAAACAUUGUUCACCGGGAUAUUAAACCAUCUAACAUCCUGUACAAAACCCAUCCUGAAUUAUGUGUGAAAAUAGCAGACUUUGAUUUAAGUCGUCGUUUAGAUAUCGAUUCAUCGUUCACUGUUAUGGCUCCAGGAGUUGGAACCAGGGGUUGGAUAGCUCCAGAGGUUGUGAAGUCAACUCCCUAUAAACAUUCCAUGGAGUCAGAUAUAUUCUCGUGUGGCCUUAUAACACACUACAUCUUCUCACCAAAGAAACAUCCCUUUAGCCCAGCUGUUUGCACAGGAAAAAGUGAUUUGCAGAUCAACCAGGAAACAGAAAAGAACAUAUCUGAUGGAAAAAUGGAAAGUUUUGAUGGCUCUAUUGCGCCCGAGGCCUCUGAUUGUAUAAAGAAAAUGCUUGACAUCAAUGAGAAAGAAAGACCAACUGCAGAGGCUGUACUAAAGCAUCCAAUGUUUUGGUCAAACAAGAAGAAGAUGAAUCUUCUUACUGCUGUUGGUAAUCAGCCAGAAUUUGAAAUACCACGGGUAAAAAGAACUGUUCUAAGUCCUAUAGAGUCAGAUCUACAAUCAAAUGUCUCCACAAUAGUAAAGUAUGGGAAAUGGGAUGACCCUAGAUACACACACAUGCCUGGAAUCUACUCUGAAAUGACAAAGCCGAUUGUCAAACCAGCAAAGAAGGGAAAGUAUCAUACCAUAAAACCUAGAAACUAUGNNNNAGAAUUUUGGCUGCUUUUAUAA
Exaiptasia diaphana is the source of this 1091-nucleotide messenger RNA. RefSeq names its product serine/threonine-protein kinase/endoribonuclease IRE1a. The record is from RefSeq and is a predicted model, not a curated record. Gene Ontology annotation, molecular function: protein serine/threonine kinase activity; ATP binding; RNA endonuclease activity. The transcript has a single exon. Gene Ontology annotation, cellular component: IRE1-TRAF2-ASK1 complex. Lineage: Eukaryota; Metazoa; Cnidaria; Anthozoa; Actiniaria; Aiptasiidae. Gene Ontology annotation, biological process: protein phosphorylation; intrinsic apoptotic signaling pathway in response to endoplasmic reticulum stress; IRE1-mediated unfolded protein response. Bases 9 to 1091 code for a protein of 360 amino acids.